Toxorhynchites rutilus septentrionalis is the source of this 2452-nucleotide messenger RNA. RefSeq lists its product as uncharacterized. Lineage: Eukaryota; Metazoa; Arthropoda; Insecta; Diptera; Culicidae. Bases 44 to 817 code for a protein of 257 amino acids. The record is from RefSeq and is a predicted model, not a curated record. The transcript has 4 exons.
AAAUUUAUUCUGCUUGUGGUGCCGUUCGUUGCGAAAUAAAAGCAUGGAUCUGGACGGUAACAACGAUUUUGAAGAAAUAAACGCCGAGUAUAUCGAGAGCGAAUACGAUACUGACAAAGAUGAAGAUAAAUCUCGCUGGGGAGCAAGUGAAACAAGCGGAGAUGAAAUAUUCGUCAGAGUUUUGAAACUUUAUGGAAAGGUUCUUUUGGAGAAAAGUCAAGUUCCUGAAGUGAAACGUAAAAAGAAAACUGCGCUAAAAGUGGUAGAAGAACAGCUUCUGAUUCAGUACGGGAUUUCGAUGUCUGGAAAACAGAUAAGCAAGAAAGUGCAAAAUUUGAAGGCGAGAAUCAAAGAAAAGACGGAUACCAAAGCGACUGGAAACAAAAAAAUCACAUUAAAAAGUCACGAAACAGAUUUUUUUAACAUUAUGGGUGGAAUAGAAAAUCCCAGCGUGUCCAAAAGAUGUUAUGGCGUUUCAUUUGGGUCGACAACUUCACUUGCUGGUCCGUCAAUUUCUGAAGAUUCUACAUUAUAUGAUGUCGAAAACAUGGAUGAAACGGAUCCAAUUCCAAGUACUGAGGAACAUUUGAACGAUACUCUGUCGACGAAGAUCAGAACUAACGUUACACAGCGAGCUAUAUUGGAGCAACAACUGAAACUGAUAAAGGCACAGCAAGAUUAUACAGCUCAACUAAAAGUCCAACAGGAUGAGAGACAUAAAAAAGAAAUGGAGCUGCUGGCACUGAAAAAAGAAGUAGCUCUACUUCAAUUUAAAAUGUUGAGAAACAAUAAUUAUGUGGAAUUGAGUAAUGAAUAAGUAAAUAAGUGCGUAUGUGUGUGCGUGUGUGUGGACGAGUAAUGUAAACGGAUAUUUAAAAAAAUGAGAAUACACAUUACACUUGUUACGAAUAUCAAAAAUACAUGUUUAUAUUAUAAAAACGAACGUAGUUAAUACUAUGUUAUUCAAUACUUAAGGUAUUCAUAUAUUCUUAAAGAAAAACUGAAAAUAUUUUAAUUGCAUAGUCUUCUGAUGAAACAUCGAUAGAAAUUUAAAGUUUCAAUGAUUUUACAUGGUUUCCAAUUGUAAUCGAGUUACAUUCCACAGUUAUUACCGGUUUUUGUUUCUUACGCUCUAAUUUCUGGCUAAUAGAAACGAAGCUAUAGCAUCACGACGUUGUUUCCCACGUUGCAGUACUGUGUUUGCAGCCGUGUCAGAAAUUUCGAACAAACUUUGAUUUAUUUCGCAAUUGGUCGAAUCUGAAUAUGGUUCGAAGUCAGUAUCAUUAACAUAUUUUGCAACAUUAUGCAAAACGAAGCAAGCUGCAAUCAUUCUUGGAAUACGCUCAGUGCUCACGCGUACCUUAGAUUGCAGAAUAGGGAAUCUUUGUUUUAUUUGACCAAAACAUCUUUCAAUAAUAACUCUUUCUUGAGUAUGUAUCUUAUUGUACUGUUUUUGGCCAGCAGUUACUGGGUUUCGAUACGGGGUCAUCGUCCACGGUGCUAAAGGGUAUGCUUCAUCAGCCAACAGUAGAGCACCGGAUCCGUUUUGCUGCAUAAUUUUCAAUAUUUCGGAGUUCCGCCAUAUACGAGCGUCAUGAACGGAACCAGCCCAUUUACAGUCAAUGCUUGUAAAAAUCUCUUUGGCAUUGCAAGUCGCUUGUACGUUGAAAGAAUGGAGCCCCUUUCUAUUAAUGAACUCAUCCUUGUAGAUAUUGGGUCUUUUUAUCAGGAUAUGGGUACAAUCUAUAGCCCCGAUUGCACCGGGCAUUCGAUGUUUGGACAACCAGACUUUCUUUUCAUGUUCCAGUUCUUGUGUCGUCUGUGGAAAACGAAUCCAAUCGUUGGCUUUGAUAACAAUUGCCUUGCACACAGCCCAUAUAGUUUUGCAUACCGUUGUUUGGUGGAUACCCAGAUCCUCUCCAACUCCAACCUGAAACAUAUUUGGGUUUUAAAGAUUAAUGACAAUAAUUAAUAUCUUAUCUAUUAUUUAUAAUUAGAUUACCUGAAAUCCGGGGUCUCCCAAGUAACGCAAGAAACAUUUCAUUCGCUGGAUGUCCCCGAGAGCUCCACCUCUAGUUUCAUUGUCGUUUCCUAAAAAAAAUUGUGCUAAAUGAUCAACGUUUUCGCGGGAGAAUCUGUAUAGUUGCUUGAAAUUGUCAUCGUCACCUAUGCGUAUCCCUUUGUAUAUUUUUGUUGCGCGAUUUCUCGUAUAAAUACCAUCAACAUCGACAACUGGUUGAAAUGGUAGAUUAAAAAAAUCCCCAGAGUACAUAUUGAUGUAUGCCUUAUAAACUUAAAUUUUACGUAAUUCUCCAAACGAUCCCUUGCGAAGUGCGGUCUGAGUCUGCUUAGAGGCACACUCAAAGUUUUCGGAGUGUUUACUUGACUGUUACGGUUUUAUUCAUACGAAUUGUGAUGUUCGAAAAGUAAACACUCAAUUCUCGUUUUUUUA